Messenger RNA from Lathyrus oleraceus (garden pea), 1591 nucleotides. RefSeq names its product provicilin-like. The record is from RefSeq and is a predicted model, not a curated record. Lineage: Eukaryota; Viridiplantae; Streptophyta; Magnoliopsida; Fabales; Fabaceae. Bases 59 to 1450 code for a protein of 463 amino acids. The transcript is spliced from 6 exons.
AUCUCGGUGUAUUUUAUUCAUCCAAAGUGAGUAAAGCGAGACAUUAAAUCAAAUUAACAUGGCUGCUACAACAAUGAAAGCUUCAUUUCCACUUUUGAUGGUGCUGGGAAUUGCUUUCCUAGCUUCAGUAUGUGUUUCUUCUAGAUCCGAUCAAGAUAACCCAUUUAUCUUUGAGUCUAAAAGGUUCCAAACUCUUUUCGAGAAUGAAAACGGUCACAUUCGUCUUCUCCAAAAGUUUGAUCAGCGUUCUAAAAUAUUUGAGAAUCUUCAAAAUUACCGUCUUUUGGAAUAUAAGUCAAAACCUCACACCAUAUUUCUUCCACAACAAACGGAUGCAGAUUUCAUUCUUGUUGUCCUUAGCGGAAAAGCUAUACUCACAGUGUUGAAACCCAACGACAGAAACUCUUUUAAUCUUGAGCGUGGAGAUACCAUAAAACUUCCUGCGGGAACUAUUGCUUAUUUGGUUAAUCGAGAUGAUGAAGACGAGCUUAGAGUAUUGGAUCUUGCGAUCCCCGUAAAUAGACCCGGUCAAAUUCAGUCUUUCUUAUUGUCUGGAAAUCAGAACCAACAAUCUAUCUUAUCUGGAUUCAGCAAGAACAUUCUAGAAGCUUCCUUCAAUACGGAUUAUGAAGAGAUAGAGAAGAUUCUCUUAGAAGAUCAUGAGAAAGAGACACAUCACAGAAGAGGCCUUAGGGAUAAGAGACAACAGAGCCAAGAAAAGAAUGUAAUAGUCAAAGUAUCAAAGAAACAAAUUGAAGAAUUAAGUAAAAACGCAAAGUCUAGCUCCAAAAAAAGUGUAUCUUCUCAAUCAGAACCAUUCAACUUGAGAAGUAGUGAUCCUAUCUAUUCCAACAAAUAUGGUAAAUUCUUUGAGAUCACUCCAAAGAAAAAUCCACAACUUCAAGACUUGGAUAUAUUUGUCAAUUAUGUGGAGAUUAAAGAGGGGUCUCUAUUGUUGCCACACUAUAAUUCAAGGGCCAUAGUGAUAGUAACAGUUAAUGAAGGAAAAGGGGACUUUGAACUUCUUGGUCAAAGAAAUGAGAACCAACAAGGCCUGAGAGAAGAAGAUGACGAGGAAGAGGAGCAAAGAGAAGAAGAGACAAAGAAGCAAGUGCAAAGUUACAAAGCUAAAUUGACUCCAGGUGAUGUUUUUGUAAUUCCCGCAGGUCAUCCUGUUGCCGUAAGAGCUUCAUCAAAUCUCAAUUUGCUUGGAUUUGGUAUCAAUGCUGAAAACAACCAGAGAAACUUCCUUGCAGGUGAGGAGGACAAUGUGAUAAGCCAGAUACAGAAACCAGUGAAAGAUCUUACAUUCCCUGGAUCAGCUCAAGAGGUUGACAGGCUACUAGAGAAUCAAAAACAAUCUUAUUUUGCAAAUGCUCAACCUCAACAAAGAGAGACAAGAAGCCAAGAAAUAAAGGAACAUCUGUAUUCAAUUUUGGGGGCCUUUUAAUGAGUGAUCAAAUGUUUUGCAUGUAUGCUAUAAAGAACUAUAGCUCAUAAUGAGCAAGGAAUAAAACAUCGUUCUCUUGUAACUAUAAUUAUAACUCCACCUUUCUACUAUGAAUAAAUAAAUCAAGAAUGUUUAUGUGCU